AUGGUGUCGCACUCGUCGAUGCGUACGGAUCACUACCCUGUCAGCCGAACACCAGACUCGCCUGGCUCGGCGAUGAGGGCCUCGGCAAGCGGGCAGAGCUACUUUGACAAGUACCCGGAGCGAAGAGGCCAGGGGCCCUAUGUGCCCAAGGCGCGUCUCACGCCAUCUCUCAAGACGAGCACCAGCACAAGCACCAGUGCGACGAGCCCGAGCCCGAGUCCGAGCCCGAGCACAAGCGCUGGCACGCGCCCCAGCACUGGCACAAGCACAAAUACGAGCACAAGCACAAGCACAAGCACAAGCACAAGCACAAGCACAAGCACAAGCACAAGCACAAGCAGCGCUACAACUACCAGAGAGAGAAGAUCAGCUGCCGAUUUCAGCUCGCCGUCGACAGAGAAGAGGUGGACGAGGGACGGAGGCGGCGGGAGCAGCAGCCAGAGGAAGUCGCAGACACACAAAAGCGCGAGGAACCUCGCCAAGGCUGUAUCCGAGGACAGCACUGCAAAUGCCGAUGAUGGCAUCGUCCGACCCAGAGCUCAGUCGAUUCAACCCGAGCAAUCGAAGCACUGGCACUCGCGCAGCUCAGAAGCCGCCGCUGCCGCCUUUCCUAGAUUUCGUGGAGGCCUGCGAGCACCAGAGACGGGCAGCGAGCAGCCGAGUCAGGCUGGCCCUAGCUACUCAAAAGCCAGAGAGAGGCUCGCCUCGGAGGCGAGGACGCCGUCGGAGAAGCAGCAGCAGACCGGCGACGCCAGGGUGACAGCAGCUGCGGCCGCGUCUCGCUCUCCCUCGGGCUACCCCUCGAUGCUGUCUUCCGUGGCCAAGCGAAACUCAUCCCAGGACCUUGCCUCCCAGUUCCGUCGUCAGGCAACGCUAUCCCAGUCAGACAACCCGCCUCCGCUCCCGCUCAAAGACUCAAACGUCAAUGCCACUCACCGAAGCGGCCAGGUUGGCCUUCCUUCGUCCAGUCGGCUGGGUAGCAGGUACGAUGACGCGCGCAUGCAGCGGUCAGCGUCUACCGGCAUCGUCGAUGGCCGCCUUGUGGCAGCGAAGCCUCGCAGACCCACGCAACACGAGGCCCUUGACGGUUUCUACUCGGUGCCGGCCACGCAUGCCUCGUCGAGUCAUGCGUUGGGCAAGGCAAGGAAGCCGAGGCUGGCGCUCGACAAGACGGAAAAGGUGCCGAGCAUCGAGGAGAUUAUCCGAAAGCACUCGGGGUCCCUCCAGACGCCCUCACCCAGGUCCUCGACCAUCCACGAGGGCAGCCACCCAUGGUCUGUAGGGCAACAGCACGGCGCAACGACCGUGGAGAGAAGCGGAAAUAAUGGGAUCAAUCACAACGAUAGAAGUGGCUAUGUCGACUACGACAGCGAUGCAUCCUUCGACUCAGUCAUUGAGGAAGCUCGCGCCGCUUGGGACCCGGACCGUCUGGAUGCCAAGUCUCGUUGGGCAGGUCGGGCACAGACGGCCUCACUGGCGGACGACGACGACGAGGAUGAGGGCGAGGAGGGGAGAGAGGGGGACUCCAAGCAGCUGCCUCUGGGCCGGAAGCUGCAGCACGCCACGUCCUUUCCCGCCAAACCAAGGAUGUCGACGCCCAGCAGAAGAUCUACGCGAGACUCUCACGGUCGAACGCGUGGCGCAUCUGUCACAAGUGGCAUGACGACGACGCCACCAAGGACAGAAGGCACUCCGCGGGUGCCUCCUGUGCCGCCAUCUGUGACCACGCCGCACUUGUCCACCUCAGCACAGGCCUUUUCUGGAUAUUCUGCUGCUGCCCCGUCCGCAAGCUCCACAGCUGCGGCAACAGAGGAAGAGCAGGCCAUCUCGAGAUAUCUUCGGUCAUCCCGCUUGACGAAGCUCAUGACACUUCAGAGGGCGCCCUAUGCGGGCUUGACGGUGUCCUAUGCCGACGUGGGAAGCCCGACAGGGCACCCCGUCAUCGUGUUUUUGGGUCUGGGGGCCGUGCGAUACCUGGUCGGGCUCUAUGAUGAGAUGGCUGCUGCCCUUGACUUGCGUCUCAUCUGCCUCGACCGGUGGGGCCUGGGUCGCACCGACGACAUUGGCAGCGAAAGGAGAGGCGUCAUGGAGUGGAGCCAAGUCGUCAUCGAGCUGGCCGAUCGCCUGGCCUUGUCCAGAUUCUCUGUACUGGCCCACAGCGCCGGAGCGCCGUACGCCAUGGCUACUUGCCUCCUCUUUGGUUCUGAGCGCGUCGCUGGCCCCGCCCAUCUCUUGGCACCUUGGGUCAGCGCCAGCUUGGAGAGCGGCUAUCGAUGGCUCAAGUACGUCCCUGACGGGCUCAUCCGAACGGCACAGGCUGCAGAGUCUCGAGUGCAAGGGUGGCGCUUGGGCAAGCUGCCUGCCUUGGCAAGUACCAAUAACGACGUUGACGACGAUAACGAUGAUCCGUGGUAUCGCCCUUCUCCAUCCUCAAACGAUUACGAGGCCGAGAGCGCCGACGGCACACCGCGAAUGGACAGCUACGAGACACCGAGACGGAAGCCGCUGCCUCUUCUCAACCUCUCCACUUCAUCGCCCGUCAAGUCAAGGUCUUCUUCUACGGCCAACGGUGUGCCCGACUCGGCUUCGUCGCCGCUGCUCGGAUCCUUGAGUUCGACCUCACCCUCACCGUCGUCACCUUCGCUCUCCAUCGGUCCGAGCACGCGCUCGAGCAAGUCGCCGAUUCCUCGAUGGCCCUCGUCGGGCUCUCUCAGGGCCUCGUCCACGCCGCGGUCUUCGAUCGACCCCAGCUCUGCUCGGCUGACCCUGCUGCUUCCCGACGGCACGGGCGUGCCCUCGAGCGCCUCACUCUCCUCCUUUUCCAAUGAAGAAGAGGACAGUUCGUUCGACGCUACGACCCCUGCGUCUGCCUCGAUCAUGGGCCUAGACGCAGGCCGGCGCAAACGAGCUUGGGUGCUUCGCCGUUCGACCAGCUCCGCGUCUCCCAGCGCACAGAAGAGUGGUGGUUCGAGCCACUCUUAUGGCCAGCGCCACGGUCCGAGUGCGCAGUCGAACGGCAGCGGCUAUUCGUCUAGCUCUUCCACGGCCGCCUCGACACACUCUCCUCUGACACUGAGGAGCGGCGCGUCAAACAAGUCGCCGCCGCCGACGGCCACGCCGGCAAGAGUGGCACACGCCAGCAGAGAGGCUGGGGAUAGCAGCCACGACUCGGUGUUCCAAAGCCCUUCCUCGCUUAAACAGCGAGAGCAAGGACCAUCAGCCACGGGCUUUGACCUGGCCACUGCAGUCCUUCGGGCCUCGCACGCCGAGUCUCAGCGAGGAGGCGGCACAGCCGACCUCCUGUGCAUCCUUGGACGGGCCUCGCAGAAGCCCUGGGGCUUCACUUACGCAGAUGUCAACCACGCCGCCAAGGUCUGGCAUGGGGACAAGGACGAGCGUGUGAGCCUCGGCAGCGUGCUUUGGAUGGAGAGGCAGAUGAGCAAUUGCCGAGUCGAGCUCGUCAAAGGCGCCGGACACGGGCUCAUGACAAACGUCGCCGUCGUCGUCGAGGCUCUCGAGAGCAUUGCCGCUUGCAGACAUCUGUAG
This is a messenger RNA of Acaromyces ingoldii, 3546 nucleotides long. RefSeq lists its product as hypothetical. NCBI's taxonomy places the organism in Eukaryota, Fungi, Basidiomycota, Exobasidiomycetes, Exobasidiales, Cryptobasidiaceae. The coding region runs from base 1 to 3546 and encodes 1181 amino acids. The record is from RefSeq and is a predicted model, not a curated record. The transcript has 2 exons.